This is a messenger RNA of Ctenopharyngodon idella (grass carp), 4550 nucleotides long. It is a transcript of the gene bmp2a, whose product is annotated as bone morphogenetic protein 2a. The coding region runs from base 1151 to 2320 and encodes 389 amino acids. The transcript has 2 exons. Gene Ontology annotation, biological process: SMAD protein signal transduction; negative regulation of transcription by RNA polymerase II; BMP signaling pathway. Gene Ontology annotation, molecular function: BMP receptor binding; cytokine activity; growth factor activity. Gene Ontology annotation, cellular component: extracellular region. The record is from RefSeq and is a predicted model, not a curated record. NCBI's taxonomy places the organism in Eukaryota, Metazoa, Chordata, Actinopteri, Cypriniformes, Xenocyprididae.
CUGGUUCUGAAUAUGAGCGCUAGAUAGUGAGUGAACUUUUUUUCUUUUUUUUCUUUUUUUUUUUUUUAAAGUUACUUUUUUUCUUUUUUUGUAUUUGAGAUCUAAAUAUAUCGUUAGUGAUAUUAGGUGAUCGAGUGAUGACUAAUUAAAAAUCCCAAAAGAGAUUUAAUGUCAUAUGUUGCAUUAAAUUUAAUAAGCAGUAAUGUAGUAAAUCUGGAACUUCCCAUAUUUUUCCCUCCUGUUAUUUAAUUAGAAGAUGUCUGAGCUCUCCAAAGGAGCGUUUGACCACAUGGACCCCUUGAUGUCCAAAGGUGAUGAAUUCUGUCAUGACAUCAGAGAGUUAAACAUAAAGGCACAUGAGGAGAGAGAGAGCGCGCGCGAGAGAGAGACGCUGUUGCACACUUGCGCACUGCGCGUAAAGGACACACGUAUCCAAACUCUCGCAGCGACUCGUUCCGCUCUUCGCAAAAGGAAGAAACUUUUUGUUUUGUCAAUGAAGUGGAGUUUUACAUCUGUCACAGCACCUACAGCUUGUCUUUUAUACAGCAGUGUCGAUAGAAUAUGUGUAAAAAGAGGCGGGCGUUCCCGUUAAAGUCUCCCACUGUUUUCUGCAGAUAAACAGCUUUUUUUCUUUGCGAUCUCAAAGAUGGAACACAGUGAAACGGGGAUUUAUAAAAGAGCAGCAGCUUUAUAUGAAGACCCCAGCAGACUGCAUUGAUCAUCUCACGUGCCAUGAACAGAAGAUCAGCUGCGCGCGUGGAGUUUUAACUGGACUUUAUCUGAAGGACCUGCACUUGUUUGAGCUCGAUUUAGGAACAUUGCUGAUGUGUGAAACCAUCUUAUUUAACUUAUUUAGAGUACCGUGUCCCUAGUUUUUAGGUUUAUUAAUCGGAGUUUUACACUUUGUGUUAUUUUACGAACAGCGCAAAUCUAGUAUUAUGACAGGCUUCGACUCAUGGACCUUCUCCUGUCCAGAUGGAUCUAGCGCAGGUUUGCGUUCCUCCUUAAAGCGGCUCUUAAGGUGGCUUUGAUGCACGAAGGAUCCUCCAAACUCUCACAAUGGCUCACUCAAACACGGAAUAUGGUCCCAUCUCCUGGCCUGAGCCCAUCUGAUCUCGUUCGUCACUGAUCUGUCAGCUUUAGAGUGAUCAUGGUCUCGUCCGUUGGCGCUCUGAUGGUUCUGAUGGUCACUCAGGUGUUCUUUGGAGGUUCCCGCGGACUCGUACCUCAGAUCGGCCGGUCCUCUCUGUCUCAGGAUGUCUUACACGCGUUUGAACUUCGACUUCUGAGCAUGUUUGGACUCAAACACAGACCCAGUCCCAGCAGGUCUGCGGUUGUUCCGCAAUACAUGAUGGACUUGUACUCGAUGCACUCGGUGAACGCGGAGCAGAACAACAGCAACAGACCCAAGGGUUCCUUAGGGAAAGGCUCAGAAAGAUCUGCCAGCCGCGCGAAUACUAUCAGGAGCUUCCACCAUGAUGAAUCCACGGAGGACCUGUCCAGCUCGAGUGGAAAGACAACUCAGCGGUUCCUCUUUAACCUGACCUCCAUCCCAGGCGAGGAGUUUGUGACGUCAGCGGAGCUGCGGAUUUUCCGAGAGCAGGUCGUGAGUUCUCCGAGCAACGGCAGCUCGGCGGGAUUUCACCGCAUUAACGUUCACGAGAUUAUAAGGCCGUCCGGUUCCCUUCAGGAGCCCAUCACGAGACUCUUGGACACCAGGCUGGUUCAGCACAGCUUGAGCAAGUGGGAGAGUUUCGACGUGAGCCCCGCCGUCACGAGGUGGACCGCAGACGGACGGCCCAACCACGGCUUCGUGGUGGAAAUAGUUCACCCGGACCAGGACUCCAAAAGACACGUCCGUGUCAGUCGGUCCCUGCACGACAGGGAGGACACGUGGCCCCAGAUGAGGCCGCUAUUGGUGACCUACAGCCACGACGGGAAGGGGAACGUUCUGCACUCUCGCGAGAAGCGGCAGGUGCGGCCGAACAAACAGCGGAAGAAGCACAAAGCCAACUGCAAGAGACAUUCCCUCUACGUGGACUUCAGCGACGUGGGGUGGAACGACUGGAUAGUCGCCCCGCCGGGCUACCAUGCCUUUUACUGCCAGGGCGAGUGUCCGUUCCCGCUGGCGGACCACCUGAACUCCACCAACCAUGCUAUUGUACAGACACUGGUGAACUCGGUGAACAGCAACAUUCCCCGGGCCUGCUGCGUUCCCACGGACCUGAGUCCCGUUUCUCUGCUCUAUCUGGACGAAUACGAGCGGGUGAUCUUAAAAAACUACCAGGACAUGGUCGUGGAGGGCUGUGGAUGCCGCUGACUUUAUUUUUCCCAAUACUAAACUUUAUUUAUAAUAAAGUAAAACACAUAUUUUGGAGAAGUAUAUAAAGAUAUAUUUAUGUUCACUAUUGGGAAAAUAAAUAUUUUAAUCGGAGUUAAACUAACGUAUUUUCUGAUCUACGUUUCGCACAUGAAGUAUUCUGUAUUUAUUUCUACCGCACUCAUUUUUUUUAGAGAGUAGUUAAUAGUUUUGGUAACACUUUACAAUAAGGUCUAACAUUAUGCAUUAACAUUAAGCAUUACACUAUUUAAUAAUCUUUGUUAACAUUAGCAGAUUAAUAAAAACACUGCUGUUCAUUGUUAGUUCAGGUCCAUUAAAGGGUUAGUUCACCCAAAAAUGAAAUUUCUGUCAUUAAUUACUCAGCCUCAUGGCGUUCCACACCCGUAAGACCUUUGAUCAUCUUCAGAACGCAAAUUAAGAUAUUUUUAAUGAAAUCUGGGAGGUUUUUUUAUCCCCCAUAGUAGGCAACGACAUUACCACGUUCAAGGUACAGAAAAGUAGUAAAAACAUUGAUAAAAUAGUCAACGUGACUACAGCAGCUCAACCUUAAUGUUAUGAAGUGACGAGAAUACUUUUUGUGCGCAAAAACAAAACAAAAAUAAUGACUAUAUUCAACAAUUUCUUAUCUUCCCUGUCAGUCUCCGACGUUGUUUACACUGAAUUACGUAAUUUACUCACCCCCAUGUCAUACAAGAUGUGUGUGUCUUUAAUAUCGAAGAGAAAUUAAGGUUUUUGAGGAAAACAUUCCAGGAUUUUUCUCCAUAUAGUGGACUUAACUGGGGUUCAACGGGUUGAAGAUCCAAAUGUCAGUUUCAGUGCAGCUUCAAAGAGCUCUACAUGAUCCCAGACGAGGAAUAAGAGUCUUAUCUAGAGAAACCAUCGGUCAUUUUCUAAAAAAAUAAAAAUUAUAUACUUUUUAACCACAAAUACUCAUCUUGCACUUCUCUGCUCUGCCCCACGCAAUCAUCGUUGAAAAGGUCACGUGUGACAUAGGGUGGAAGUACCGCGGUAGGGCGAAAAACUCCCAACUUCAAAAUCGUCCGACAUCGUUGUUUUACCCUUUUUUGUAAAGGCCGUUUGACUUGGUCUUUGCAUGUUCGCUUUGUAAACACUGGAUCGGUACUUCCGUCUACGUUACUCGUGACCUUUCCAACGUGAUUACGUAAUGCGUGGAGCAUCGCAGAGCAGUGCAAGACGAGCAUUUGUGGUUAAAAAAUAUAUUAUUUAUUUAUUUUUUUUUAUAGAAAAUGACAUUACUCUAGAUAAGACUCUUAUUCCUCGUCUGGGAUCGUGUAGAGCUCUUUGAAGCUGCACUGAAACUGACAUUUGGACCUUCAACCCGUUGAACCCCAGUGAAGUCCACUAUAUGGAGAAAAAUCCUGGAAUGUUUUCCUCAAAAACAAAUUUGUGUUCAGAAGACGAACGAAGGUCUUACGGGUGUGGAACGACAUGAGGGUGAGUAAUUAAUGACACAAAUUUAAUUUUUGGGUGAACUAACCCAACUAUUGAUGUAUUAGUAAAUGUUGAAAUUACAUUAAGAUUAAUAAUUGUUAAUGUUAGCUAAUGGAUCCUAUUGUAAAGUGUUAUCAUAUAUUUAAUGCAUAAUCAAAGAAGAAAAUAGCUAGAUGUCAUUAAUGGUUACUAUGUUUCUAUAAGCAAUGCAAAAUGCAAGAGCUACUCACCUAUAUGUGGAAAUGCAUUAAAUGCAGUAAAAAGCACUUAAAGGGUUACCUUUGGAACGGCAUUGGCUGAAAUGGACCAAAUUCCAACAAAACAAAAAGCAAUGGAAUUUGCAGUGUGAAGCCAGUGUUUUAGAGAUGUGUCUUUGUUAAGCAGCAGUAAAUGUGAAUGCACUUAUUUCAAACCAAUGUGACAGGUAGUUGACACUGAAUGCUCAGGAAAUUAGCCGGUGUGAGUUUAGCCCCACAGCAUGAGCUCUUGAAAUCCACCUAUUGCCUGAAGACAAUGACUAUUGUGUUUCUUCUCACAGGUUCUUAUGCUUUGGUUGCGUAAAGGUGUCUUCCUCCAGCUUUACACUGAAGUCAGCUUAUUGAGUCUUGCUAAUUAAGAGCCAUUCACUACAAGCUGCUCUAAAGUCGAGAGCUAGGAAGUGUUUAAUUAGAGGGACGUUGUUUAAAACGUGAGGAUUGCCAUGUAAUCAAGCUGCCCAAAAUAAAGAGUGCGGAAUGCAAAAUGUAUGCGCUGACAG